CCUCUUCUCAUUAAUUACACAAAACAAAAACGGAAAAUAACGGAAAUCAGUUACUAUUAACACAAAAAGAUCUCCCAAAAAGAAAAAAAAAACCGCGAAAAUCAAUGGAAGAAGAAGCACAUCUCCAUAAACACAACAGCUUGAACAAAAUCCCCCUAUUUACAACCAGUCCAAAGCCUCAGAAUUCGGUGGAUUUAUCCAACGACGACGCAAGCGACGACCAUUCCACGCAUCACAGCCAUGAAAUCGAGCAAAAUGUCGAUCAAUUCAUCGAUUCGAUCGCCGCAAUCGAAGAUAAAUCGUCGCACACGCCGGAGAUACCCGAUUUCAUCGAGACCUUCUCCAAAAUCAUCGUAUCGAGAGUGAGGAAGUACAAUUCCGGCGCUGCAGGAGCCAGAUUCGGCAAAAGGACUGAGGAUGAUAUGAUGUUCAUCCAUUCAGUUAGGCGGAUCUCGAAAUUGACGAACGCGUUGGGCGAAUUUCCGCCGGAUUCGAGCGUGAAUCCAUCGAUGAAUCAGACGAGCGCGGCGCUGCAACGCGCGAUGGUGUUUCUGGAGGAGGAAUUCCGGUCCUUGUUGGAGGAAUCGAGCACUUGGAGGAGCGACGACGCUGAUAAUUCGCUCAGAUUGUCGGUCUGCAGCUUGAAGAGUCAGGGGGAUUAUUGCGAGAGGGAGGAUUCUGCUCCGGCGGAGGAGUAUCCGUCGUAUUCGGAGGAGGCGGUGGCGAAGAUGCACGAGAUCGCGUCGACGAUGAUCGCGGCGGGGUACGAAACAGAGUGCUGCCAGGUGUACUACAUCUCGCGGCGGAACGCGAUCCGGAAGCAGAUGGCGCGCCUCGACUACGAGAUCAUGUGGAACAUGGACGACGUCGCCAAGGCGGCGUGGGAGACGCUGGAGGCGGAGAUCUCGCGGUGGAUCAACGUCGUCAGAUCCUGCUCAGAUCUGAUCUUCCCCGGCGAAAAACGCCUCGGCGAAGCCGUCUUCGCUCUCUACCCGCAGAUCUGCAGCAGAUCCCUCACCAACAUCAUCCGCGGCGUCGUGAUCCAGCUCCUCGAUUUCGCAGAGGCGACGGCCAUGGCGAAGAGAUCCGCAGAAAAGCUCUUCAAAUACCUCGAUAUGUACGAAGCGCUCCAAUUCCUCCUCCCUACCAUCUCCGGCGACUCCUGCUGGGGAGAUCUCGUCGACGAAGUCUCCGACGCAAUCGACCGCAUCGGAGAAUCCGCCGUCAGCAAUUUCUGCGAUCUGGAGAAUUCAAUCAAAGGCGACGCCGGCCGCGUCCCCGUCCCCGGCGGCGCAAUCCACCCCCUCACUCGGUACGUGAUGAAUUACCUCAAAUACACCUGCGAUUUCAAGGACACACUAGAGCAGAUCUUCGAGAAACACACGAAAUUAGCGAAGAACACCUCCGAAUCCAUCAGUCUCGAUCUGGAAAAGGAGAGCCUAAGCCCUCACAACUUCGAAACCAUGGCCGGAACGACGCCGUUCUCGAUCCAGGUAGUCACAGUGAUGGAUCUCCUCGACGGAAAUCUCGAUAAGAAAUCGAAACUCUACCGCGAUCCGGCGCUCCGCCACAUCUUCCUGAUGAACAACGGCAGAUACAUCUUACAAAAGGUGAAAGGCGCGAGCGAGAUCCUCGACGUCAUGGGCGACCAGUGGUGCCGGCGGCGAUCGACGGUGGUGAGGCAGUACCACAAGAACUACCAGCGGGAGACGUGGAACAGAGUGCUGCAGACGCUGAGUCAGGAGGGGCUGCUGGUGAACGGGAAGCCAAACAAGCAGCUGAUAAAGGAGAGGUUCAAGGUGUUCACGGCCACGUUCGAGGAGAUAUACCGGUCGCAGACGGCGUGGAUUGUCAGCGACGAGCAGCUGCAGUCGGAGCUGAGGAUAUCGAUCGCGGCCGUGCUCAUCCCGGCCUACCGGGCGUUCGUGGGGAGGUUCCGGCAGUAUAUGGAUAACACGAGGCAGGCGGAUAAGUACAUCAAGUAUCAGCCGGAGGAUGUGGAGACGAUGAUCGAGAAGCUUUUCGAGGGGAAUAGUAUUUCGAUGAUGAGGAGGAAAUAGGUUUGGACUGGAUUCGCCAUUGUUGAUAGCUAGGGUUUGUAUAAUAUUUUUUCUUUGUUUUUAGGGUUUUCUUCACUUGUUUUUUUCUUUGGAUCUUUAGAAUAUUCAUGAAUCGAGAUGGUUGGGUAGUUUUUGGUAAGAUUAGUUACUAUUUGCUUGUAAAUUCAUAAAAUUGGCUACAUUUUGAUCUUGUAUAUUGAAAAUGUGCUUCUCGAAUAUCGAAUUAUUGAUUUAUUUUAAUUUUGAA
Messenger RNA from Salvia hispanica, 2307 nucleotides. RefSeq names its product exocyst subunit exo70 family protein C1 (gene EXO70C1). Gene Ontology annotation, biological process: exocytosis. Gene Ontology annotation, cellular component: exocyst. NCBI's taxonomy places the organism in Eukaryota, Viridiplantae, Streptophyta, Magnoliopsida, Lamiales, Lamiaceae. Gene Ontology annotation, molecular function: phosphatidylinositol-4,5-bisphosphate binding. The record is from RefSeq and is a predicted model, not a curated record.